AUGAAGACAGGGGCCCAGGUUUGGAGGGCACUGGCAAAGUCAUGUCUUCUUUGUGCUGCCCUUGGAUGUCUCCAUCUCCCUGGUGCAAGAGGUGAGAAGCCAGAUUUCUUUGAGACAAAUGCAGUCAAUGGAAGCCUUGUUAGGAGCAGACCAGUACGGAGUGUGGAUGUCACCCCAGCACCUACUGACUGUCAACUAUCCACCUGGUCCUCCUGGACUGCAUGUGACCCCUGUCAGAAGAAAAGGUACAGACACACUUACUUGCUCCGGCCCUCUCAGUUCUAUGGGGAACUGUGUGACUUCUCCGACAAGGAAGUUGAAGACUGUGUUACCAACCGAGCCUGCAGAAGUCAAGUACGAUGUGAAGGCUUUGUGUGUGCACAGACAGGGAGGUGUGUGAAUCGCAGACUCCUCUGCAAUGGAGACAAUGACUGUGGAGACCAAUCAGAUGAAGCCAACUGUAGGAGGAUUUAUAAAAAAUGCUCACAGGAUAUGGAACAGUACUGGGCAAUUGGCAAUCUGGCCAGCGGGAUAAAUCUGUUCACGAACACUUUUGAGGGCCCAGUUCUCGAUCACCGGUAUUAUGCUGGCGCUUGCUCCCCCCACUACAUCCUGAACACCAAUUUUAGGAAGCCAUACAACGUAGAGAGCUACACCCCACAGACCCAAGGCAAAUAUGAAUUUGCACUUACAGAAUAUGAAUCCUAUUUCGAUUUUGAACAUAAUGUGACAGAAAAAGCAACCAGCAAGUCUAGUUUCAAGUUUGGUUUUAAACUGGAUGGCCUGGUUGAGUUUGGAGUGAGAAAAGAAAGCAACGAGGGCAGACAUUACAUUAGCAGAACCAAACGGUUCUCCCACACUAAAAGCAAGUUUCUGCACGCGCGCUCUGUCCUUGAAGUGGCGCAUUACAAGCUGAAGUCCAGACAGCUCAUGCUCCAUUACGAAUUCCUUCAGAGGGUCAAGAGCCUGCCCCUGGAGUACAGCUAUGGAGAAUACCGAGAUCUCCUUCGUGACUUUGGGACCCAUUUCAUCACCGAAGCCGUGCUUGGGGGCAUCUACGAGUACACGCUUAUCAUGAACAAAGACGCCAUGGAGCGAGGAGAUUACACUCUGGACCAUGUUUCAGCCUGUGCCGGAGGAGGUUUCCAGAUUGGUGGUAACGUCUAUAAAGUCUACCUCAAAUUGGGUGUGUCCGAAAAGAAAUGCAGUGACAUUCUGAAUGAAAUCAAAGACAGAAAUAAGAGACGCACCAUGGUAGAAGACUUGGUAGUUCUUGUGCGAGGAGGGACAAGUGAGUACAUCACCUCCUUGGCAUACAAGGAUCUGCCAACAGCAGAGCUGAUGAAGGAAUGGGGCGAUGCUGUGCAGUACAACCCAGCCAUCAUCAAGCUCAAGGCUGAGCCCCUGUAUGAACUUGUGACAGCCACAGACUUUGCGUACUCCAGCACAGUGAAACAGAACAUGAAGAAGGCCCUAGAAGAAUUCCAGAUGGAGGUCAGCUCCUGCCGCUGUGCUCCGUGCAGGAACAAUGGAGUCCCCAUCCUGAAAGAAUCCCGCUGUGAGUGCAUCUGUCCUGCUGGCUUCCAAGGUGUAGCCUGUGAGGUCACCAAUCGGAAAGAUAUCCCCAUAGAUGGGAAGUGGAGUUGCUGGUCUGACUGGUCUCCAUGCUCUGGAGGACGCAAAACAAGACAAAGGCAGUGCAACAACCCGGCACCUCAGAGAGGAGGCAGCCCCUGCUCAGGUCCUGCUUCAGAAACACUCGACUGUUAAAGGGAGGGAACACAGCCGGCAGGUGAUCAGCAGGGCUCUAACCCUCUCACACUUAGCCAGGCUUUAGCACACCAGCUCCCACCCAGGGCUACCACAACAAAAAGCAAUGCCACUCUGCCCUUUAAAGGCUUUAGUUUCUUCAGUGCAUGUUAAUUCCAGUAAACAGUGGGUGGAGCAAAACCCUAAGUCCUUGCAUGGUGAAACUCCCUUUGCUCACUGCACUUUUGUUACCGUCCCAUGGUCCGGGAGCCAGAAACUUUCUUGGUCACCAUGGGUCACCAUGUAGUGACAAAGGCACAUAGUAGGUGUUGAAUUAUGAAGCAGUAAAUUGAUAAGAAGCUGUUCAUCCCUUGGUAAGCACAGAGUGUUCUUCAGUAAUAAAGACAGCCAAUCUCGAUAAAAAUGAUCUUCUGUGUGCCACCAAUCCAUCCCCCAUGACAACCUUGCAAGACAAAUAUCUGGGAAACAGGCUUGGGGGAUAUAAUGACUUGUCCCAGGUCAUACAAUUAGGAAAUGCCAGAAUUGUGCAGCCAACAAGGCUCUGGAUUCGAUGAGGCUCGUCUUUUUCUGAAUGAGCGUGCAGUUAGCAAAGAAUUGUUCAUGGAAUAAAACGCAACAGAAAGCC
Molecule: messenger RNA, 2395 nt
Organism: Rattus norvegicus (Norway rat)
Lineage: Eukaryota; Metazoa; Chordata; Mammalia; Rodentia; Muridae
Gene: C8b
Product: complement C8 beta chain
Exons: 12
Coding region: 1-1770 (589 amino acids)
Biological process (GO): transmembrane transport; immune response; killing of cells of another organism
Cellular component (GO): other organism cell membrane; extracellular region; membrane attack complex
Molecular function (GO): wide pore channel activity
Source: RefSeq, marked provisional